Molecule: messenger RNA, 1041 nt
Organism: Humulus lupulus (European hop)
Lineage: Eukaryota; Viridiplantae; Streptophyta; Magnoliopsida; Rosales; Cannabaceae
Product: two-component response regulator ORR4-like
Exons: 4
Coding region: 207-779 (190 amino acids)
Biological process (GO): phosphorelay signal transduction system; cytokinin-activated signaling pathway
Source: RefSeq, a predicted model, not a curated record
AGAAGAUCCGGUAGAUUGUUGAAGAAAUCUGUGGGAUCCUACUUUCCAAACUGUCAAUAUUUGGGGAAGGAUUUGGUAUCUUUUAUGAUUCUGAUGGCUCUUCAUUUUAUUUAUAAGCUCUGUUUUCACCCCUCUUUUCUAUUCAUUCAUCUUCUCAAUUCUCUCUCUCUUUCUUUUCUCUCUCUAAGAUUAAGAUUAUUAUCAUCAUGGGUUUGGCUGCUAAGUCAGAUCACUUUCAUGUGUUGGCUGUGGAUGACAGCAUCAUAGACAGAAAAUUGAUUGAAGCUCUUCUCAAGACUUCUUCCUACCAAGUUACUGCAGUAGAUUCUGGAAGUAAAGCAUUAGAGUUUCUGGGUCUCAAUAAUAAUAAUAAUAAUGAAGAAGAAGAAGAAGAGAGUGGAGCAACAACUUUUUCACCUUUUUCUUCAGCUCAUCAUCAUUCUCAUCAUGAUGAUCAGGACAUUAUGGAAGUCAAUUUGAUCAUUACAGAUUACUUUAUGCCUGGAAUGACUGGCUAUGAUCUCCUCAAGAAAGUUAAGGAAUCAAAAUCUCUUAAAGAUAUACCAGUUGUCAUCAUGUCCUCUGAGAAUGAACCAUCCAGAAUCAGCAGGUGCUUGGAAGAUGGAGCUGAGGAAUUCUUCUUGAAACCAGUUCAGUUGUCAGAUGUGAAGAAGCUAAGACCCCAUUUGUUAAAGGGAAUAAGAUCUGAUAUUGACAAUCAAACCAAGAUUAUGGAACAAAACCAAUCAGCUGCUGACUUGGAAUUUGAGUCUCUAUAAAAAUCAAAUUAAUUCCAUAUACAUGUUCUUGAUUUCGCCCUCUAUUCUCUAUUCUAUAGGCAUCUUAAUUCAUAGGUAUUUAGAUCAGAUUUAGUGGAGAGAACAUUAUUGAUCUAUGUUAGUGUUACAUUAUUCAAAUAUCAACAACAUUUUUUACAAUUUUUUUUUAUUUUAUUUUUUAAAAAAUGUAAAUAUAGUCAUUCAAUUUUGCUUCCAUUGAUUUGAUUAAUUGAACAGGAAGAUAAGAUUUGAAUUGUUCCAA